Amphimedon queenslandica is the source of this 2126-nucleotide messenger RNA. RefSeq lists its product as uncharacterized. Lineage: Eukaryota; Metazoa; Porifera; Demospongiae; Haplosclerida; Niphatidae. Gene Ontology annotation, biological process: cell surface receptor signaling pathway. The record is from RefSeq and is a predicted model, not a curated record. The coding region runs from base 87 to 2039 and encodes 650 amino acids. The transcript has 9 exons. Gene Ontology annotation, cellular component: membrane. Gene Ontology annotation, molecular function: protein binding; transmembrane signaling receptor activity.
GCUCAGCUACUAGCUAUAAUCUAGGUCAGCAAAGGUAUAAAAUUUCUGAGACAGACAUUACUAUACUCUAGUUCUUUUCUGGAAUAAUGGCAAUGUAUUUUGAGGCAUCUGUCAAUAGCAAGAGAGUCCCGCUCCUUACUGACGUGGAGAAGAAAGAAGUUGAGUUGUCUCACUCUGUAGAAGACAGGGACCCACCUAUUGCCACCAAUCCACCAGUUGAAAAGAAGCCAGAUGGUGCUUGGGAUUUCAAACCAUCUAAAGAUAAAAUUAGAUUCUGUGGUUGCUGUUGCAUGAUGCCUUCAAAGAUAGCUAAGCCACUGGAAAUCAUACUGCUGGUCCUAAUACUUCUUUUUGUUGUCAUUAUGUGUCUUUUUCCAGUUGCAGUACACUAUGUAUAUAAAGAAUCAUCCAGGAAUUCAAGCUCUGGUUUACAGAAUGAGUCACUCUUUCAUCCAGUGUCAGGCCAAUGUCCAGCUUAUGGUGCUAGAUCAUCAACAUGUGAGGAUGAGUCUACUGGUAUUGCAAGCAAUGCUUCAUGUGUAGCUGUUAGCUAUACUGGUUCAACCUGUAAGAGUAUUCUUCAAGAGUGGCAGUCUUGUGCUAUUGGGACCAGUGAUGACAUUUACGUUACCAGUAACUCAUCCCAAAAACUAGAGAGUAAAGUCAGGUUAUUACAAGUACUGCAAGAUCCUUCAGUUAGUGACGAGUGUAGAUCUGCUGGUAGUGAAUUUUUAUGCCAGUACUCAUUCACUUUGUGUGACUGUGUAGCUGGAAAAGAGUAUCUACCAUCAAGAGAACUUUGCAAUUAUGUCAGUACUCAAGUCUGUAGUGCUGAAUGGCAAGCAGCUAUUAGCUCUUUUGGACCAGGUGUUUUACCAGAUUGUUUAAAACUACCUUCUACAGGCAUCACGAGCAAUUUUACUUUAAACAGUACAAUUGUUUGUGCUGAAUCUGAUGGAUUUAGUUUAAUUGGUGGUUUCUGUCGCCCUCGAUGUGAUAAGUUUCAAACUUUGGCUUCAAAGAAUGUGUUGACACAUAAAGUGACACAACUAAUUGCAAAUAUUGUUAGUCUAUUGGUUGGAAUUAUAGUAUUAAUAGUUUCUUUUAUUCGCUGGAGAAUAAUCUUAACUUAUCCAUCAAUCUUUUUGGUUUAUAUGACAGUUGGCUUGUGCAUACUAUCUGUAUUUGUGCUUGUAUCAGUAAUUGACUUUAAAGAUUUAUACUGCUCCUCUGAAGAUUUGAUAGAAACUUUUAACAAUUCAACCACUUACUGUAAAGUAACAGGGGCUAUUUUUCACUAUUUUUACUUAAACAUGACACUUUGGUGGUUCUUUCAUGUCAUGUCAGUAUUUUAUAAGGUAAUGUUUCCAGUGUUUGCUAAGGAGCAUAAGGAAAAAGACAAAUUUAUACACAUUGUCCUAUUAAUACUAGGUAUUUUAAUUCCUAUUCCUGGUGUAUCGUUGGCACUGACUGUUGAGAAGUAUAAAUCUUAUACUUUGUUCACAUUCCCUUCUUAUGUGUGUGUUCCAAGAAAUGGUGAAUUGCAGUAUUAUUCUCUCCUUCUUCCUCUCAAUGUACUUCUUUGCAUUGGUUUAUUUUGUUUAGUUUUAAUAUUCUGGAGACUGCAGAAACAUCGAACUGCAUUGCUUCGGAAAUCAUCUCCAAUUGCUUUACCAGAAAUAAAGCUGUUAUUUACACUACUAUUUUUCAGCAUAUUUGGUAUAAUCAUUCUAUAUUAUUUUGGUGCAGCUACUGCAACUCAGGAUAAAUACACAACUGGAAUCAAAAAAUAUUUCGAAUGCCAAGCAUUUGGAAUUGAUCCAAAUGUCAAACGAUGUGAUCCUGCAGAUUUUCGACAAUAUACUUAUCCAGAUUUUGCAGUGAUAGUUUACCUGCUAUUGGGUUUUAUAACUACUGCUAAUCUCAUCUAUGUCUGCAACUGGAGAGCUGUAUGUAGCUGUCUUUCAAAGCUAUGUUAUCGAAAACAAAGAUACACCAAAGCAAAUCUAGACACUUAUAUAGAACAUAACUCUGGAUAAUUUUUGUGUGACUGUUUUUAUAACUAAAAGUGUAAUUGUUGAUAGAAUUUCAUGAGUGAGUGGUCAAGCAGGCUAUGAUUUUAAUUA